Trypanosoma rangeli is the source of this 1395-nucleotide messenger RNA. RefSeq names its product putative protein kinase. The transcript has a single exon. NCBI's taxonomy places the organism in Eukaryota, Euglenozoa, Kinetoplastea, Trypanosomatida, Trypanosomatidae. The record is from RefSeq and is a predicted model, not a curated record. Bases 1 to 1395 code for a protein of 464 amino acids.
AUGGAGAAUAACACGAGUAGGAGUUUGUUGGAGAAAGAAAACAAUGACGCACAAGGGAACUUCGCCUAUCUGCUUGCACGCAUCAUUAGCUCCGAGGAGCGUGAGGCACUCCGUGAAAAACACAUCGGGGUCAUCUGCUGCCCCUUGUGUCACCGGGGCCAGGAGCGUCGAUCAAGCACGUCGUCGGAGGCGAGCGACAAGUUGUUUAUGGACAAACCUCAUGCCGCUUUUGACGUCAACUUGGAGAGCAUCGGGGUGGAGAGAGGAGCUCAACCCCGCACGGACAUUUUAUGGACGCUGGUAAAGAAGACGGAACAUCUGGAGGAGCAGUUGGCCCGUGAGACACAGAGACACGCCACGUUUCAACAGAGCUUGGACCGGCUUCAACAACAGCUUAAGGAGCUGAAGGAGGAGCCUCAUUCUCAACACCAACGCUUUGAUGCAGUCGACAAUACAAUACUUGAGAUUAAUCUGGAUGCUUUGGUUCGCCACAUCCGCCCCUUUGUUGAUUUGCUUGUGUCGGAGUGGAGCGAGAAUAUCCUCUCCAAGGUAAAUACCAUGCUGGGGGAUUCGCGAAGGGUGAAAGAUGGAGAAAUUGUACUCAAACCGCCCUUCCAAGCUUCUCCAUUGAGUUUGCUUAAUCCGCAGCGAGCGGCGUCACUCUUUGACGGCCAAAGCCACCAUAACAAUGGCAAUAACGACCACGGUGAAAAUGAUGGUAAUUCUAAUGAUGAUGCCAUCACGGCAACCGUUCCACCGAAGCGUUGCUGCACCGCAUUUAGGAAUUUUUCCCCCUUUUUGAACCACGCUGACAAACUUGUCUUGCCGAGAAAAAAUAAUGUCAUUGCCAACACUUCGCCUGAUACCCAGUUACUCCCAUCGGUACGCCACAGUAGCAUACCCUCGAUGCACUCCGAGGGCAUUCUUUUGAAGCGAUCUGGCAACGCGCUACGCUCCGGCGUGGUAGGUGGUAGGGGGAAUGUCUUUAACUCACCAGUGGGGGGAAGUAAUGUGAGUUUCUUGGGCGUGCAGGACUUUCCGGGCUGUAGUUCCUUUCGGAAAAAUUGUACGUUUCAGCGUUUGGCUCAUUUGGACUGCCUGUCACCUAUUAAGUCUGGAAAUGUUGAUGAUACCAAAACAGAGGGAUGCUAUUGCCCAUCCGUAAAAGUUCCAUCCCAUUUUCUCUUACGUGAGAUCGGGGAAAAUUUCAAUGACCCAAUCAACCAGCCGUGCGCUGAGAGUGAAAACCUUGUCGGGGCGGGUGGUGCUACAGACGAUCAGCAAACCAACUUACAUGGGGGUGCAACUGACAGGAAGCGUUGGCUGCCCCCUCCGCUUGAAAAGGAUGAACUUAUAUUUACGCAGAAUGAAAUGUUGAGACAGCAGCUGCAAUAG